Messenger RNA from Aspergillus ochraceoroseus IBT 24754, 1536 nucleotides. Its product is annotated as RING finger protein. Gene Ontology annotation, biological process: ubiquitin-dependent protein catabolic process; positive regulation of proteasomal ubiquitin-dependent protein catabolic process; protein polyubiquitination. Bases 1 to 1536 code for a protein of 511 amino acids. NCBI's taxonomy places the organism in Eukaryota, Fungi, Ascomycota, Eurotiomycetes, Eurotiales, Aspergillaceae. Gene Ontology annotation, molecular function: zinc ion binding; ubiquitin protein ligase activity; ubiquitin conjugating enzyme binding. The transcript has 4 exons. The record is from RefSeq and is a predicted model, not a curated record. Gene Ontology annotation, cellular component: cytoplasm; ubiquitin ligase complex.
AUGGAGUCAGAUGAUGAUUUUAUGAGUGUUGCGUCCAGUCCCGAUGAUUUUCUAGGGACUCAGGGUAGUGACGAUGAGAGUCUAGGAGAGGAUUUCGGCGACGAUUUUGACGGCGGCUUUUCUAAAGACAAAGACAUCGUUGCAACGACGCGAAAACCCUACGAAGUAGACUUCAAGGUUCUCAGUCCGGAAGAGAUCGAGAGGGAACAAAAUCUGCAGAUCAAUGAAGUUUCAUCGAUUUUGGGACUGCCUCCAGAGUGGUCUGCUAUUCUUUUGCGAUUCGGUCGGUGGAACCGAGAGAAGCUGAUAGAGUCUUACAUGGAUCACCCGGAAAAGACACUAGAUGAAGCCGGUUUGGGAACAAACUUUGAAUCAGUGCCCAAGGCUGAGGUGGUGUCGGGCUUCAUGUGCGAUAUUUGCUGCGAAGAUAGUGAUGACCUUAAGACAUAUGCCAUGCGUUGUGGACAUCGGUUUUGCGUUGACUGUUAUCGACAUUAUUUAGCACAAAAGAUUCGGGAGGAAGGAGAGGCUGCGAGGAUAGAGUGUCCUGGGGAUGGUUGCCAUAUGAUUGUCGAUUCUAAGUCUUUGAGCUUGCUGGUCACGGAGGAGCUGAAAGAGAGAUACCAAACACUCCUCAUAAGAACCUACGUCGAUGACAAGGAAAACCUCAAGUGGUGCCCCGCCCCGAACUGCGAGUAUGCAAUUGAUUGUCAUGUGAAACAACGUGAUCUACACCGAAUCGUACCCACGGUCCAGUGCAACUGCAAACAUUACUUCUGCUUUGGGUGUACCCUCAACGAUCACCAACCUUCGCCGUGUACACUGGUCAAGAUGUGGCUCAAAAAAUGCGAGGAUGAUUCCGAGACGGCCAACUGGAUCUCUGCUAAUACUAAAGAGUGUCCUAAGUGCAACUCCACAAUCGAGAAGAAUGGCGGUUGCAAUCACAUGACGUGUCGCAAGUGCAAGCACGAGUUCUGCUGGAUGUGCAUGGGGCUGUGGUCCGAACACGGCACCAGUUGGUACAACUGCAAUCGGUAUGAGGAAAAGUCAGGGUCGGAUGCACGCACUGCACAGGCACGUUCCCGAGCCUCGCUGGAGCGUUAUCUACAUUAUUAUAACCGAUAUGCCAACCACGAGCAGUCAGCCAAGCUUGACAAGGACUUGUAUCUAAAGACGGAGAAGAAGAUGACGAGCUUGCAAUCCCAGUCGGGCCUUUCCUGGAUUGAAGUGCAGUUCCUGGACACUGCGUCCCAGGCCCUGCAACAGUGCCGACAGACCCUCAAAUGGACCUAUGCCUUUGCCUAUUACCUUGCGCGGAACAAUCUGACGGAAAUCUUCGAAGACAACCAGAAGGAUUUGGAACUGGCGGUGGAGAGUCUCAGUGAGAUGUUUGAGAAACCCGUGCCAGAACUGGCGAACCUGAAGGUAGAUAUCCUGGACAAGACGGCGUACUGUAACAAGCGCCGGGUGAUUUUGUUGAGCGACACGGCGGAGAAUCUGAAAAAUGGAGAAUGGUCGUUCAAUGUGGAAUGGUAA